This is a messenger RNA of Aureobasidium vineae, 1245 nucleotides long. The record is from the annotation of a GenBank genome assembly. NCBI's taxonomy places the organism in Eukaryota, Fungi, Ascomycota, Dothideomycetes, Dothideales, Saccotheciaceae.
CGCACACCGACCAGCCGAGGAAGACGCCCAGCAGUACCCGAAGGCCUCAAUGAGACAUGGGCCAAGGACCUGACGGACCAGUUCCGUCGUACUCUCAGCACAAAGCGUAUGAAUACUCUCACCAGAAACACGACACAACAGCACCAACAAUCGCCAAAUGCCCCGCCAUCCUACUCGUCUCUCCGCAACAUCCCGCUGGUAGCGACCGCACCGUCGGAUAGAAACUCGUUGCGCUUCCGCUCCAUGCUCCUCUCCCUAUCUAACACUCCCUGUAGAUGGGAGAACCCCGGUUUACUGGACGAGGCCCUUCGCUCCAUUCCCCUAGAACGCAUCUACGACCAAGCACAAGAAGAGAGUGACCUUUUCCUAGCCGAGGCUGCGUCAUUAGGACCUAACACCAAGCCUGCUUGGGGUUACCAGGACUGUGUCGUCAGAGCUCUCAUGAAGUGGUUCAAGCGCCACUUCUUUCAAUGGAUCAACAAUCCCAAGUGCGGUGCCUGCCACGCACCCACUAUUGCCGUCGGCAUGGCGGCCCCUCUCCCUGACGAACAAGCCCGCGGUGCCAACCGUGUCGAGAUCUACCAAUGCUCCAACGCUCAAUGCCAGGCACACGAACGCUUCCCUCGCUACAGUGAUGCUUUCGUCCUCCUCCAAACACGAAGAGGACGUGUUGGUGAGUGGGCCAACUGCUUCAGCAUGUUGUGUCGUGCAGUUGGCAGCAGAGUGCGUUGGGUGUGGAACAGCGAAGACCACGUAUGGACCGAGGUAUACAGUGAGCACCGCAAGCGCUGGGUCCACGUCGACGCCGUUGAAGAGGUCUGGGACCAACCUCUUCUGUACACACAUGGCUGGAAGAAGAAGCUUGCUUACUGCAUUGCCUUCUCUGCCGACGGCUGUCAAGACGUCACUCGUCGGUACGUGCGCAACUUUGGAAAGUACGGUCUACCACGAACAAAGGCUCAGGAGAGUGCCGUCCUCCACAUCAUUGCCGAGAUCAAGAACAUGCGCCGUCGCGACAUGAACAAGACCGACAAGUUCCGUCUCGAGGGCGAGGACAUCCGCGAGGACAAGGAGUUCCGUCAGAACGUCAUUGAGAGUCUGUCAAGAGAGAUCUGCCGCAUGCUCCCUGGUCGUCCUGACGCGGAUAUGCUCAAGGCCCAAGAGCGUGCCAGAGAGGCUCAACUCGCUCGCGCUCGCAACCAGCAAAACGCCCAAUUCUUCAACCCUCGCGAUCAACAGCAGCAC